AUGUCACCAAAAUCAUGGCCUUCUUCGACUACAAUAUUUUAUAAUGACCCUGUACAAACUACUUGCUUUAUUACAAAAUUUUUACCUUUUCUUCUUGAUGGUCAACGAAUGAAAAAUUGCAUCUUUUACUUGGAAAAUGCUGCGUUUCAAACAUCCAGAAACAAUCACACAACGAUUAUAAAUGAAUGCAUUGGAAUUUGUCGAAGAAAUAGCUUGGUGUUUUUUGCGGGAUCUGUUGUGGCUGCAAGUGUUUGGGCCACGAAACCACUUCUUUGGAAAAGACGAGAUUUUCCAGUCAAUGUGUGGCUGCCCUUCGAUGCGAAAGCGAACAUCUUCAUCUUCUCGUUCACUUAUUUAAUUAUCGCUUUAGGGCCAUUUAUUGCCGGUCUUUUAACAGGCGUCGUUGAUCCUUUGAUCGCAGGUCUAAUCUAUCAUGCAACAAGUCAGAUAAAAAUUUUGAAAGAUAAUUUACAAAAUCUGUCCGACUGUGCCAAGCACAAAGUUAAUUCGGCGAAAGAUGCGACAAAAGAAGAAGUUAUGAUUGAAGCCCUCAAGAAGUGUAUAACACAUCACGAUGAAAUCCUAAGAUUUCUUAAGGAAUUCGAAGACUGUUUUUCGUUGGUGUUGUUCAGUCAAAUUGCGGGCGCAAUAUUCGUUAUUUGUUUUUGCUGUGUACAGAUAGGCAAACUAAACAGUAUAGAUUCCUACUUUGGACAGUUUGCGAUGUAUCUAAUGGUCGUCUUGGCCCAAGUAUAUUUCUACUGCUACUACGGUUCUACUCUUUCUGAAGAAAGCGAUUCGUUAAGGGAUGCUAUUUAUAUGGGUCCAUGGUACACUUACGACAUACGAACCCAGAGAACGUUGUUGACAGUAAUGGAACGUGCAAAAAUACCUGUGAUAGUUACUGCUGAAAAACUUGUCGAUUUGUCUUUGGUUACUUUUACCACAAUUUUACAGCGCUCUUAUUCGCUCAUAGCGGUCAUGCAAAACUACCAAUAGUGGAACACUGUGCAAAAUCUUUGUGUCUGUGA
Zophobas morio is the source of this 1031-nucleotide messenger RNA. RefSeq names its product putative odorant receptor 92a. Gene Ontology annotation, biological process: sensory perception of smell; detection of chemical stimulus involved in sensory perception of smell. The record is from RefSeq and is a predicted model, not a curated record. Bases 1 to 999 code for a protein of 332 amino acids. Gene Ontology annotation, cellular component: plasma membrane. Lineage: Eukaryota; Metazoa; Arthropoda; Insecta; Coleoptera; Tenebrionidae. The transcript has 6 exons. Gene Ontology annotation, molecular function: odorant binding; olfactory receptor activity.